Molecule: messenger RNA, 3234 nt
Organism: Cheilinus undulatus (humphead wrasse)
Lineage: Eukaryota; Metazoa; Chordata; Actinopteri; Labriformes; Labridae
Gene: pip5k1bb
Product: phosphatidylinositol-4-phosphate 5-kinase, type I, beta b
Exons: 15
Coding region: 308-1912 (534 amino acids)
Biological process (GO): phosphatidylinositol metabolic process
Molecular function (GO): phosphatidylinositol kinase activity
Source: RefSeq, a predicted model, not a curated record
GCCCUUAGUGAAGGAGUGUCUCUGCAGUUGUACACAGGGCAGUCUGUGGUGGAAACCCACACAGCGUAGUUUUUCUUCAACGCAUUUGUUUAUGUGAGAGGGGGGAUCGACUUGCUUGGAGGAAAGGGUUUCCUGCGAGGACUGCAGCAGCAACUCAGGAAAAUACAGUUUCUAAACGACCAUCCAGAGGAGACGACUGCCUGAGACUCCCCAGACGCAAAGGAAGCUCCUGAUGUUUGCUGAGGCUGACAAUCAAGAGAUGUCGCCCUGAUUGCCAUUUGUUGGGCGCACCUUUCCAUUAAGCAAGAUGUCAACCACAACAGAAAAUGGGAUGGGAGGACCUUGGAACAUCAACAGAGAGAAAACAUACAAAAAGACUACUUCAUCAGCCUUGAAGGGUGCCAUUCAGCUCGGCAUUGGCUAUACAGUGGGCAACCUUACCUCAAAACCUGACAGAGAUGUUCUUAUGCAAGACUUCUAUGUUGUGGAGAGUGUCUUUCUGCCAAGUGAGGGAAGUAACCUGACCCCAGCACAUCAUUAUCCAGACUUCCGCUUCAAGACCUAUGCCCCGCUGGCCUUCAGAUACUUCAGGGAUCUGUUCGGCAUCAAACCUGAUGAUUAUCUGUACUCCCUGGUGAAUGAGCCUCUCAUUGAGCUGACCAACCCCGGUGCCAGCGGCUCUCUCUUCUACCUAACCAGCGAUGAUGAGUUCAUCAUUAAAACCGUCCAGCACAAAGAGGCCAAGUUUCUGCAGAGAUUGCUACCUGGAUACUACAUGAACCUAAACCAGAAUCCACGUACGCUACUGCCCAAGUUCUAUGGACUCUACUGCAUCCAGUCAGGAGGCAUCAACAUCCGACUGGUGGUGAUGAAUAACGUGCUACCCCGCUCCGUCAAAAUGCACUACAAAUACGACCUGAAGGGAUCCACUUACAAGAGACGGGCGUCUAGGAAAGAGAGAGAGAAGAGUUCGCCGACCUAUAAAGAUCUGGACUUUCAGGAUAUGCACGAAGAAGGGCUUUACUUUGACACAGAGACGUACAACAACCUGAUGAAGACCCUGCAGAGAGACUGUCGGGUACUGGAGAGUUUUAAGAUCAUGGACUACAGCCUGCUUUUGGGUGUUCAUGUCCUGGACCACAGCCAGAGAGAGGGGGGAGAACCGGGCCAGGCAGGGGGGGACGGGAGGAGACCUGUGGGCCAGAGGGUGCUUUACUCCACCGCCAUGGAGUCCAUCCAGGGAGACGGCAAGGCAGCUGAAGCCCUCACCACAGACGACACGAUGGGUGGUAUCCCAGCAAAAACACACAAAGAAGAAAAGCUGCUCAUCUUCCUGGGUAUCAUAGAUAUUCUUCAGUCAUAUAGGUUCAUUAAGAAGUUGGAACACUCGUGGAAAGCUCUGGUGUACGAUGGGGACUCCGUGUCAGUACACAGGCCUGGGUUUUAUGCCAGCCGCUUCCUCAAGUUCAUGAGCACACGGGUCUUCAGGAAGACGCAACCACUUCGAUUCUCCCCUUCAAAGAGGACUCGUACUUCCAUCCCAGCUCUGAAGUCAUCCUCACAGGAGAUCCUUUCAUCGCAAGCGGAUGAGAGGAACGAGGAGGACAGGAGAGUCAGGCUGGGGGGGGCGUGCAGCCUGGCAAGCUUGGACGGACAAGCUGUGUUCGGCUCUUACCUGCGUCCUGAUCUGGUCCCUGCCAACCCGUCCUUCUACGAAGGCUCCUCCAUGGGCACCAUCUCCACCUCCUCCAUCUUUGUCAACGUGGACAACCAAACAGAGGAGAGAGAGGAUGUUGGAUCCAGCUCCACAUUCACCCUGGAGGACAGCGCUAUCUGCCUCACAUCAGAGCAGAGCACCAUGGACGUGGACAUAGACCGAGAUGACGGCUCCGUUCUGGAUGUGUACUUAUGAAAAAAAGCAGUUCCACAACCUUCAUUUCCUCCUGCCAACCAUCAGACAAUCCCCGCCCUCCAUUGGACAGACCAGGCCAGCCUUUGACUCCACUUCCAGUGCUGCUACAUCAAUUUUGCCACAUAUUGCCAACAUAUUCAAAGACAGUGAUUCUCUUCAGCUUGAUGGACUGAAAGACUACACAAAGAGAGUCCCAGCGAUGGACAUCAGCAGGAACCGUGACAUAUCAUGCAAUGUGACGAAUAUUGGACCGAACUGAGUGCCGCUUUUAGAGCAUGAGUCAGCGCAGUGCCAUUUAGUUUUAUAUAUGUAAACUAUUUUCAAUGUCCUUCACAGAGACCUUAAGAAUUGAUUUAUAAACUGUAUAUAUGAGGAGAGGGUAGAUACAUUUCUUUGUUUUUUUCUGCUGACCUGAAAUAUAUGAAGGAGACUGUCAAAGUUUGCAGCUACAUUAUAGAGGCUGAACAGAGGAGUUUGCGAUGAAUUUGUGAAGGCGCCUUUGUCCCUAGUGAACAGGGAUGCGAUGGUCACCACAUAGAAGCAAUCCGUUCAAAGACAGAUGACGCAGAUGAGAAAGGACUCAUUUGAACAGAUGUGAUGGAUGUUGAAACUCAUGAGGCCAAACACAGACUAUGAUGUUAUUAAAGUGGCCCAUUAUUUUCCCUAAGGGGCAGUAAGUGUUACUGCCCUGACAGGACCCAGUUGCCUUUGGGAUGGGCUGCUGUAAAGUGAAGUGAGAAAAGAGUUACUGGAUCUCUGAUGAAGCACAGAGCAGAGACGCUCCACUCGCUCUUGAUAAAAAAGGCACUUUUGACAUUGGUUGUGAUUACUGUAAGACAUAUUUUUCUCUGAAGGACUUGCUUAGAUGGGUGAACUACCUGACUGAAGCACAGGUUUGGAUAUAAGAAUAUGCACUUUUCUUUUUUUUCUCUUUUUACUCUAUAAGUGCACACCUCUGUAAGUCAAUGAUACUACAUGUACAGAGAAAAAUGAAGGAACAUUGUAGAUCAUUUUUGAUGUGGAGCUUCUAGUUUUGUGAGGUUUGUGUCAUGACUGAAAUGCUUUUACUCAGGAUAUCCUUUGAUACUGAACAAGUGUGUCCUUUGCAUACUACAUGAAGAAGCUGUCCGAUACCUCUUCAUCAAAACCAUUUCCAAAUGGCAAUGUGUAAUUUCAUGAUCACAUGUUGAUUCAGAGCAUAAUUUAUUCUGUAUAUCUCAAUACUUCACCAUCUGCUGAAAAAAAUCUUUAAAAUCGCUGAAUGUAAAGACAAUGCGUAUUUAUAUAUGAUGAGACUCCUCGAAAUAAACUGCUAAAUUUCA